AUGGUAGUCAUCAAGCGUCAUGCUUGCCAGGAGGAUGGCCCGUCCACUCAUCAAGAUCUGUCUAUCGACGACAGAGAUAUGCAACGCAUGGCGCUCCCCUCAGAGCUUCGCCUUGCUUCUGUGAUUGGUUUUGCGUGUAUAUCCGGUGCAACCUGGGAAUGGGCGCUUGUUCAGGGCGGCCUUACAAACGGUGGCUCUGGAGGAUGGUUCGCGGCAAUCGGUUGGCAGGGCGCUGCUGCUAGCAACCCUCUUGUCCUUGCUCAACAUGUUGAAGCCCUCGUCGCCUUGAACGAUCCGACGUUUGAAAUCAAAGGCUGGAUGACGAGUCUUCUCAUGAUUGCUUGUGCUGCUCUCGCAACCUGCGUCAACAUUUACGGCAUCCGGUUUUUGUCGUCUCUAGAGGCGGUUAUGCUGGCACUGCAUGUCGUGGGUUUCUUCGCAGUCCUCAUCCCAUUGUGGCUCAUGGGUGAGCGAAGCAGUACUCAUGAUGUCUUCUUCACGUUUGAAGAUAACGCUGGAUGGGGAAGCGUCGGCACUGCUUGCCUUGUAGGUCUCCUUGGGCCCAUCAUGACCCUCAUCGGAGGUGACUCGACAGUCCACCUCGGUGAGGAGAUUCAAGAUGCCUCGCGAACGUUGCCUCUGUCAAUGGUGUUCACGUCUUUGAUGAACUACGCCGUUGGCUUCAUCAUGACCAUCACUGUCAUGUACGUCUCCUCGACGUUUGAUCAGACGAUUGCCGAUGCCACUGGCGAGUCUUAUGUGGCGGUGAUCUAUGCUGCUACCGGAUCGAAGACGGCGACGACGAUUCUUACCGUGCUCAUCUUGAUUUUGUUCUUCUGCACAGCCAUCAACACAGUCACAACUUCACCGCGUCAGCUGUUUGCGUUCGCCAGAGAUGGCGGUCUGCCUUUCUCGAAUGCUCUGGCAAAGGUUGAUCCCAGGACUGGAUUGCCAAUCAACGCGCUUCUUACAACGUUCGGUGUUACCUUCGUACUGUCCUGGAUCAUUUGUGGGUCGAGCAUCGCUUUCCAGAACAUAACCUCGAUCACUAUUGUCGGGCUCUUACUUUCUUAUGGCACAACUAUCGCAACCAUGAUUUACCGACGCUGGAGCGGUGUUCCGCUACCUGCAGCUCGAUGGAGGUACCCGCAAGCUUUUGGCUACCUUGUCAAUGUGUUGGCGCUAUGUUUUGUCACAAUCGCGUUCAUUUUUGCAUACUUCCCAACUGCACCAGGUCCUUCUGCAGAGUCGAUGAACUGGAGUGUGGUCGUCACCCUGGCAGUUGUGGUCGUUGCAACAGUGUACUAUUACGUCCGCGGAUCAAGCACCUUCGACGGACCGGCCAUCAGGAUGAAGAAAGCUGAGGAUGACAGCAUGAUCGCCAUGGAGAAUAUCAUGAUUCACGGCAAACAAUGA
Molecule: messenger RNA, 1416 nt
Organism: Aureobasidium uvarum
Lineage: Eukaryota; Fungi; Ascomycota; Dothideomycetes; Dothideales; Saccotheciaceae
Source: the annotation of a GenBank genome assembly